UAUAAAGUCUAGAGGAACCAAUACUCAGAUCAUUACGACUUGUUGCAUUCAAUCCUGAACACGGCGCACAAACUUUCGCUAAGAAAACACACUUUCAAUAAAUUUUAAAAAUACAUAAAAACGCAAUUAUGGGAUACUCUGCAAUACUACUGGGAUUUUCCUGGUUGGUGUUGAUCAACAGCACUGGAUUCGCAGCAGUCAUACCGAUAAACCACAUUGUUGAGAACUCUGUGGAUGAAUCGACAUUCAGAGAUAAUGAAAGAGCUACUGUGAAAUUAGAACUUAAGGAUUGGGUAAUGGUAAAAACAACACCUUCGGAACCUAUUCGAGUUCCUCCUGGUGGCAGGGUUGAACUUGAAUGUACGGUUUUCGGUAGUCCCGUACCCCAUGCUCUGUGGACUCGAGGAGUACAACUCAAUCAGAUUACAGUGGGUCCUAAUGAAUUCGAGGAUUCUGGAGAAUUUCAAAGUGUUGGUAAAAUGACUAUAAGGCAUAUAAUCGAUUGCGUCCAACCUCAUCACCAAGGGUUGUACACUUGUACCGGUCAGGCAAGAGAUCAGACAAUGGCUAGUGACCCCGUGGCAAUUUCAGUUGAAGGCAGGCCCGUUCAGUGUUCCAAAGGUAAAGCUAGAAUAACAAAGUGGAGUCCGAUUAUCACGCAAAUGAUCGGCACAAACGUGGUGAUCCCCUGCGUGGCGUCGGGUAAUUCACUGUACCGGCAAUACUGGAAGGAUAACUUCGGCAACAUAGUGGACACCGACAUGGAUCCGCGGCGUAAGAUGGGAACCGAAGGCGAGCUGAUCCUGAACAAUUUGAGCUGGUCGGACAUGGGUGAGUACACUUGUGUCGUGGAAAAUUCCGUAAGCCGAGAUUCCACGUCGACAUUCCUCUACCCGAUGCUGCCCAAUGCUUAGAAUACUCGUAAUCCACGUGUGGAUUCAUAUCGCCCGGACACCGUAAACGUUUACUGCACUUAAUCGAUUCUCUUCGUUCAGAUAUAAUAUACAGUGCUGUGGAUCUGCCGAUUUAUAUAAUUAUAUAUAUGCCUACCGAUCAAACCAUUUAAAAUCAUAUAAAAUGUGCUUAUAGUAAAACGUUAAACAUACAUCAACGUCAAUGCGAUAAUAGUAUUAUUCUCUAUCAACAUCUCGGAUUAGUCAAAACUAGAUACUGCUGUGCCGCUUCAAUAGAUAAACGAAUAUGCUUCCGAUGCUAUACAUGCAGUGUAAACCAUUGAGUAUUGAUUGUUUAAUUUUAUUAUUUUAAGUAUUGCUUGUCUGCGUCGAGUCUCGUAUUGUUUUAUGACUUAUGUAAAGGGUUGAGGGAGAAUGUUUCUUAAACUCGAACAUAAUAGUAUUUUAUUACUGUUAAUUUUUUUUUUUUUUUUUGUUAUUUAUUUAUUUAUGUAUAAUUACUUUGCAAGUUGAAUAAGAAUAAAGCUGGUAAAAACUAAUGGUAA
Sipha flava (yellow sugarcane aphid) is the source of this 1459-nucleotide messenger RNA. RefSeq names its product neural/ectodermal development factor IMP-L2 (gene ImpL2). Gene Ontology annotation, molecular function: cell-cell adhesion mediator activity. Gene Ontology annotation, biological process: dendrite self-avoidance; axon guidance; homophilic cell-cell adhesion. The coding region runs from base 129 to 914 and encodes 261 amino acids. The record is from RefSeq and is a predicted model, not a curated record. NCBI's taxonomy places the organism in Eukaryota, Metazoa, Arthropoda, Insecta, Hemiptera, Aphididae. Gene Ontology annotation, cellular component: plasma membrane; axon. The transcript has 7 exons.